Phragmites australis (common reed) is the source of this 2475-nucleotide messenger RNA. RefSeq names its product transmembrane 9 superfamily member 2-like. Lineage: Eukaryota; Viridiplantae; Streptophyta; Magnoliopsida; Poales; Poaceae. The coding region runs from base 419 to 2185 and encodes 588 amino acids. Gene Ontology annotation, cellular component: membrane. The transcript is spliced from 8 exons. The record is from RefSeq and is a predicted model, not a curated record. Gene Ontology annotation, biological process: protein localization to membrane.
UCGCAAGUCCCCUUAAACCAAGUCAAAGGACAAACGUGUCCAAUUUUUUAUUACACUCUUCUUCUUCUUACCUAGAUCCGGGACAUUUCUCCAUUCCCGAGCUGCUUGACCUGACCAAAGGGGCAAUGGAGUAAUAAUUUGAUUUUUCUAGCCAUCUCCUCCCCAAAUCUCCACGAGCUCCCCUCGCAAGCAGAUCCUCGGCCAUUUCCUCCCCAAGAACCCCAUCCCCGUCUCCGGGUUCCCACCCCCGCCUCGCAAAUCCGGCGCCUCCGCGCCGGAGCGGCAGCAAAGGCGCCGUUUUGAUUCCUCCACGGAUUGAUUGUGUUGACAUUUCCGCCGAAAUCUUUCGGCACAGUUGCGCCAUUUCGGCGCGCUAGCCGGACCCGGCUGGGGAGUUUGGUUCUCGGUGCUUGCAGUGAUGGCGAAGGUGGGGGCGGGUGUUCUUGCGGUGGUGGUGUUGGCUUGUGCGCUGGGAGCUGGAGCUGAUGAUUCCGAUCAUAAAUACAAGGAAGGGGAUCACGUCCCGCUCUACGCGAACAAGGUCGGGCCUUUCCACAAUCCAAGUGAGACAUAUCGGUACUAUGAUCUGCCCUUUUGUGCACCAGAACAUCCGAAGGACAAAAAGGAAGCUCUUGGGGAGGUUCUAAAUGGUGAUCGGUUGGUCGAUGCACCAUACGAGUUGAACUUCAAGGAAGACAAGAACUCCAAGAUUCUCUGCAAGAAAACAUUGUCAAAGGAGCAAGUUGCCAAGCUCCGAGAUGCAGUUGCCAAGGAUUACUACUUCCAGAUGUACUAUGAUGACUUGCCAUUAUGGGGAUUCCUUGGUAAAUUGGACAAGGAUAGGGAGCAAAGGGAUGCAAAAUACCUGCUGUUUAAGCACAUCCACUUUGACAUCAUGUACAACAACAACCAUGUCAUAGAAAUCAAUGUCCAAACGGAUCCAAUUGUGGCUGUGGAUAUCACAGAGGACAAGGAAGUGCCGGUAGAGUUCUCUUAUUCAGUGACAUGGAAAAGGACGGAUAUUCCUUUCGACAAAAGAAUGGAAAAGUACUCCAAAUCGUCCUCUAUGCCACAACAUCUAGAGAUCCAUUGGUUUUCCAUAAUUAAUUCAUGUGUAACGGUACUCCUCCUGACUGGUUUCCUGGCUACAAUCUUGAUGCGUGUGCUCAAGAACGAUUUCAUCAAGUAUUCCCAUGAGGAUGAGUCCCUUGAGGACCAAGAAGAGACUGGGUGGAAGUAUAUACAUGGUGACGUUUUCCGUUUCCCGGAGCAAAAGUCUCUUUUUGCAGCUAUUAUUGGAUCUGGAACUCAGCUUCUUGCCCUUGCAAUUUUCAUCUUCCUCCUUGCGCUUGUUGGUGUCUUCUAUCCGUACAACAGGGGAGCUCUUUUCACUGCCCUUGUUGUUAUAUACGCUCUUACAUCCGGUAUUGCUGGAUACACAGCCACUUCCUUAUAUCAGCAACUGGAGGGAACAAACUGGGUGAGGAAUCUGAUAUUGACUGGCUGCUUGUUCUGUGGGCCUCUCUUCUUGACAUUCUGCUUCCUAAACACUGUUGCGAUAGCAUACAGUGCUACAGCAGCUUUGCCUUUCGGUACUAUCAUUGUCAUUAUUCUCAUCUGGGCACUUGUAACGUCUCCUCUCCUUGUCUUGGGUGGUAUAGCUGGGAAAAAUAGUAACACAGAAUUCCAAGCUCCCUGCCGCACAACCAAGUACCCAAGGGAAAUCCCUCAGCUGCCAUGGUACCGAAGCACCAUUCCUCAGAUGGCAAUGGCAGGGUUCCUCCCAUUCAGUGCUAUUUACAUCGAGCUGUACUACAUAUUUGCCAGCAUCUGGGGGCAUAAGAUAUACACCAUCUACAGCAUCCUGUUCAUUGUGUUCAUUAUCCUCAUCAUCGUCACAGCGUUUGUCACAGUGGCACUCACGUACUUCCAGCUUGCUGUUGAGGAUCAUGAAUGGUGGUGGAGAUCUGUCCUGUGUGGAGGCUCCACUGGUAUAUUCAUCUUCUUCUACUGCAUCUACUACUACCAUGCCCGCUCUGACAUGUCUGGCUUCAUGCAAACGUCCUUCUUCUUCGGCUACAUGACCUGUGUCUGCUAUGGCUUCUUUCUCAUGCUGGGCAACGUCGGCUUCCGCGCAUCGCUGCUGUUUGUGCGGCACAUCUACCGGUCCAUCAAGUGCGAGUAACCUAGACCAUGGUUAGAUUCGCACCAAUCAUGGCUGCCACUAGGGCAGUUUCAGAACCAAAUGAAAAAAUCAUCGCUGGAUUGCACCUGAAUUUUCCACCCAAGCAGCUGCCUAUCCUCAAUCUGAACCUCUUUUUUUCCUCCCUUUGUUGUUCUACUUUUAGUUCACCCUGCAGCUCCCUGCAAGAAGGAUAUAUAGUGUAGUCCUGAUACCAAAGCCAAUAUUAUAAUGAUGUGUCUGUAUUAUGUACCUCUUGUUUAGUUCUAUGUGAACUAUUACCUUUAUGUACC